ACGAUACGUAGAACGGGACCGUGCGGAGCAGGUCCGCCCGUCGUCCCCCUCCCCUUUUCCCUUCCAUCCAAUUAUAUCCAGGCGAGAGAUCCCCGACCGACGCAUUUCUCGGCCGCUGUCCAAGACGGGCUUUCGUCGUCGGGUAAUCGCUCCGACGCAGAAUAAAUCCCGCACCGACUGUUUCGUCGACGAGGAAAGCCGAGCGGAGCAGCGUCGUCGUGGAAAAGCAGCGGGGAAAGCGGAGGCUCUUUGUUCGGCGCGACUGCUCUGCGCAUAGACUGACAGUGUGCACGGCGCAGCAUUGUUUGUGUUGUGUCGCGCGGUUGGAUCGGGGUGCUGCUCUCCUGUCGACCCCCAUCACGCGAGACGGGCCGGGGACAGCUCGACGACGGCGUCGUCCCGGAUAGAAUCGCGCGGUCACUCCAGGGGGACAAUCCAGUGACAAACGGGCACACGGAUCGUCGUGACCCCGUCGCCGAAUGAACGGCGGUGUCGCUCGAAUCGAGAAGCGAGCGAACGAGAGAGCGACGGAGAGCGAGAGAGCGCGGCGGCGGCGGACGCGGUGGCGUAACGCGGCGCGCGAGUGCUUUGUUUUGCCGAGCAGCUGAUCCGACGCGACGGGGCAGCUACGCUCACGACGGACGGACGUACGUGCGACACACGCGUUCGCGUUUAUCUGCGGCGCGCCAGCGCGAAUCGGCCGCGCUCUCGCCUCGCGCGCGUCGACUACGGGGACCCGGAAGAGCCCCGGGAUAAGCGCGUCCAUCCUCGACGAGGCGCGCCUUCCUCGGCAGAUCUCAACCUUCCGACGUCGAUACGGUCGGGAACCGUAGCGGUAAGUCGGAGCAGCGUCGAUUGGCCCCGUUACCGAAUCGAUCGCCGACGCUUCGUGUUGCCAGGACGGAUUUUCGUCAAGUCUGACGUAGCACAACGCAAGGGUGUCGUGAGUAACUAAAUCGAUUUUAGCGAUCGGACGCUCUUCUUCGUGGAAGAGGGGGGGAAUAGCAGUGGCGAUACGGAUACAAAUCCCCGAGAGUUCCGCGCAGAAAAUUCCAACGAAACGGACUGUGAUGUUUAAAUCCCCGGCGCGGGCGGUUGGUUAAGUGCAAGUCCUGAACGCGCUCGCUGGAAUCAACUCAAUGACGUGAGCCGUAUGUACGUCGGAAGCUGCAUCACUGGAGAGAUUAUGACAUAAGUCACGAGAGAGAGAGACGGCGCGAUUGACCGCGGCGUUACUCGUCGUCCCUCACAAUAAGCGGGAGCAAAAUUUUCGAGCGGAUUGAACGCUCUCGGUCGCCGCACGAGGAGCGACGUCCCGGCCGUCCCGCUGUGUUGUUUGGCUCCCCUCCCCCGCUCCUGAGUGACUUUCCUCGCUAGCCGCGGCGAGGAACAAAGGAAACGACGCUACUCAAAGACAUUGACGAUUCGAAGUUUCUCUUUCGACGAUCGGGAAUCGAAAUUCCCCCGCCCAACGCUUCCAACCGAUCCGGCUCUCGCGCGCGAGAGAGAGGGGUAUCUGGAUGAUACUCUGCAACGCGGCGCGAUUGUCAGAGGCUUUAUCUCAAGAUCGACGGCGAGGCUCGCGUUGAUCGAUGCGGCAUAGUCUUGAGGGGGCCGUCCUCGCGAACGAUCGAGAACGUGGGGUACGGCCCCGAUCGAGCUGACUAAGGGAAACCGUCCGAACCGAGGGCCAGUCCUGCUGCUAAUAGGGCCCACGGUGGAGGGAGGGAUCCGUGGACGGAUAUACCGGGGCUAUUUUAGCAGUUUCUACUCUCGUCGUGUCGCCGUAAGGCGCCUAUCCACGCAACAUGCUCUACAUCUUCCACGUUGACACCGGCACCACCAUCACCUUUGACAUCAAGCUGGCACUGCAAAGUGUCAGCCAGCUGAUGGAGGCGAUCGAGAGGGAAUGUGGUGUGGUAGCGGCGCAUCAGGUGCUGCUCAUGAGCGGAGGCGAGUGCUUGGAACAAAAUGCACGUGUGUGUUCCUACUCGGCUGGAACCGACACGAAUCCGAUCUAUCUGUUCAGCAAGGCCGCCAUUGAGAGCAGUCUACCGCCCACGCCAAGUAUAGAUUACGGUUCCGAUGUCGACCUGCAGACUCAGAUCGAUGCCUCGCUGGCGAUGCCGGCCACCUAUCAGACCCUUUGCGCACGUGCCCAUUUGGCCCAGCAAUGUUGCGGCCUGGCGCGUGAACAGACGAGGAUCUGCGAGAGGCUAGUUCACGAUCAGCAUCUCCAGCAGCAGGGCUGGGCCGCGGUGGUCGCCAACCUCGAGGACAUCACGCAUAUGUUCCAAACACGAGCCGAGCAGUUCCAGCAGGCCUUCGUCCUGUACCUCGCCGAGAGGCAACAGCAUAUGAAACUCCUCGAUAACUUUAGCGCCGAUCUCGGUACUCUUGCGAAAAUUCCAAUUUUGCCGGCCUUGCGAGCCCAAGCCGAAGGCUUAUUGAGUCCGGACGAUCAACCGAGUCAAACUUCCGAAACCGCGUCGGAGGACAGUGGGGAAGUACUGAGUUUGCUACGAUGGAUCUCCGCGAAAGACAAUCAGAGCAGCCUGGAGCAAGUGGCAGAACAGUGCUCGCGUGGCCUGGAGCAGUUCGAUGAACGAUUGAUGCAAUCCUUGAAGGCGGAAGUGCACGCGGCCAUCGAUAAUGCUAACAAGCAAGAUAUGAAGGAGAUCAAGGGCCUAGGCGAGAGGCUGUUUGCCCUGGAACAGCUAAUGGUGCAAACUAAGAGGAUCGUUCACGAGCAGGGCGAGCUUGCUCAGGGUUUCCUGCAAAAUCAGAAUCGCGCGAGCAAUUUAGGCGACGCGAGUGUCCUUCCAGAUCUUUGCAAUUCUCACCGGCGGCAAUUGCUCGUCAUGUUGCAAAAUCACAACCAGCUGCGCGACAUCCGCCGUAGGUGCACCAAGGCGAAGGAGGAGCUGUCGGUGAAUAUCUAUCAUCGCCUGAAGUGGAUUAUGUACGUGGAGAACAAGAUGGUGGAAGUGGGCAACAAGCUAAUCAUAUAUCACGAGAGCCUGAAGCGGUUACGACGGCAUCUGGAGGUUCUCCAACAGAUCCACUUGGCUCCGCAAAUGUACAUAAGCGCGGUGGUUGAGGUUGUUAGGAGGCGCACCUUCUCGCAGGCUUUCCUCGUAUGGGCGAGCAAUCUGGCAUGCCAGCUGUUGACUGUUCACAGCGAAGAGUUGGCACGUAGACGAGAGUUUCAGACCAAAUUUGACGGCCACUUCUUGAACACCCUGUUCCCAGGUCUGGAGGACACGCCACCGCCCUUCGCAACGCAGGCACCUUCCGUUUUCGACAACGGGUUACCUAAGCUGACCGCGGACGACAUGGAGUCAUUGAGGUCGCAGCUUCCAGAUUUGGCGCUUACGAUUUCUACGCCGGAUUUGAGCAGCAUCACGCAAUUCUUCUUAUCGAAGAGCUUUACCGAAGGCAGCACCGAUGGCAACAAGGAGAAAGACACCACAUCGGUGAGCACCGAUAUUCCUUCAAAAGAACAAGAACGCACUAGAGCGCCGUUGUUGUCCGACAGGGGCGACUUUGAAUCCGAAACCGACACGGAGGAGUUUGAGAAAAUUGGUCAAGCCGGCGUGGAUGUGACCAAGCCCGGCGUGUUUGACGGGGCGAAACAGAAACGGCAGAAGCAAAUGGAGGUUGGUGCCUCUCGAAGCGUGUCCCCCGCUUCCUCGACCUCGACUAACGUCUCCCCGCUAAACUCGAAAGUCGCGGAUUUAACGACGCGUUCGUCCACAUCAAGCGAACCCGGCUCUUUCCAAUUUCCCAGCCUGUCCGCCACGAGCGAGCGCCCGGCGCAGCUAAGUCCGCUGACCGAGUGCGUGGAGAACGGCGCCGCCGAUUCCUCCAAUUGCUUGCUUCGCAGCGGCGUGAGCGGCCUGUCCAACUAUCGCGACGCCCUGCCGCUCGAGGACCAACAUUCCCUGAGUCCGAAUCCUCCCUCCUUGCCACGGUCCUCCGUCAUGUGCGACGGCCAGCAUCAACAGCAUCAGCAUCCGCUGUCCGGUAGCGGUGGUAGCAGUCCCUCCGUCGGCGUGGGUGCUACCGACUUCAUGGGUACCGAAUUUUACAUGGACGAAUCCCUGCCGAGCAGCCUCAGCGAGCAUCCCGCCGACGGCCAGCAUCAGGCUAUCGUGUCCCUUCUUCAGGAGAAUCUCGGUAACACGCGUGAGGAGGUGGAAAGGUUGCGGUCUAUCCUGAAGACCAUGAAAACGGUCGUAUGCGAGGAGCUCAGUUCUGUCCGGAAUGAAUUGGCGAUCCUGCGAAAUCAGUCUAACGAGGACAAGAGCGGCAUCGUCGAGAUGACGGAACGCGUUCGAGUGGCGUUGUCUUUACACUCGCGGGAGUAUGACCGACGUCUUCAAGAGCGCGAGCAGGAGCUGACGAUCGAGCACGAGUAUGAAAUAGCGGACGUUAAGAAGCUGAUGCAGAGUCGCGAGGAAGAGAUCUGCACGCUCAAGCGUAAUCUCCUGGAGAAGGAAACCGAACUGGCGGAGCACGAGCGACUGGUAGCCACGAUGCGUCAGAAGUUGGAGGACGAGCAGAUCGAGAGGAGGAACUUGCAGACCCGUUUACAUCAGCAACUCGAGGAUUAUUCGAGGAUACUCGAGCAAGCGCGCAUAGACAGGGAAGAGGCUGUGAAAAAAACGAAUGACGAUAGAUUCCUCGAGAUCACUUCUUUAACGAAUUCACUGACGCAAUGUCAGAAGCGAAUUCAAGACCUAGAGGAGAAUCUGGUCACCGCGCGCAACGAUCAGGAUAGAAUGGUGAAAGAGGCGACUGAUAAGUUGCAGAUAGAAUACAAGACGGAGUUGGAAACCAUUCGGAGCCGCUUCAAACUUAUGACCGCUUCUACCAUGGAAAGGAGCCCCAGCGAUUCCAGUUUAGAGAAGAUCGAACGAACAGACGUUAUCGAGCUCGCGAAUCACGAGGCGAUUCUGGCGCAAGCGAGGGAGGACAUGAAAGUUGCGAACGCCAUGGCAGUUCGUACUGCUAUCGUAAAGGAAAGGGCCGAUUGCAUGGCAAAAUUGGACAACGAAUUACGAUUGGCGAAGGAAGUGGUCGAAGAGAAAAAUAGGGAAAUAGAGAUGUACAGAAUGAGAACGGAAUCGCUGAGCGAACAAGUCAAGCAAUAUAAGAAUGCGAUAGAUCGAUUGGAAAAUUGGAGACUUGGAGAAUUCGAACUGAAGUCGGAGAUACAGCAAACUUUGAUGGAGAAGAUGAAAAGUCUUGAAGCGGACAAGUGUUUGGAGAGUCAAGAAACCACAGAGAAGGCUAUGCUAGCGGUUUUGGAACAAAACGAAGAUAUUGUGUAUCCUCUAGAAUCUGGAGUGUGCAAAGACUUGAGCUACGAUCGGUUGGACGCAGGUCAAAUUGAUCUAGAGGACGUCUUUAAGGAAUCCGAAAAGUAUGAGGUCGAGGUCUCCGAAUCGAAGAAAGUACGAUUGGAAGCUGAUGACGAUGAUCUGGCUCGGCUGUCGAGGCGACUUGAAUCUCUCGAGAAUGACAACAAGAGGCUAUCCUGCGAGCUAAAUUCGAUACGCGCGAGUAAAAUGGCGGCCGAAGCGAAAGUGGAGGCGUUAAUGACUGACAAAAUUCGUUUGGAGAUUGAAUUGCUGAAGGAGCGAACCAAGAAGACAUUUGGUAUCGACCCGAUGCCGGAGAGCCGCGACAAGGACAUGAACGCAUCGGUCGCAGUGGUUUCGGACUCCAGUUCAAGUCGGGACGCGGCCACGAGUCCAGAGCCGACGAGUCGACGAUCAUCUUCCAAAUCGUUGUGCUUCCAUCCCUCCCUUCCCUCGUACAUACAUAAGAAGGUCGCGGAAAAAGUCACGAAGAUGGUGCAACAGGGAAUUGUCACCAUCACCAGCUGCAAUCCAGGUGACGUGGUACUCGUAGUCUGGGAUGCUGUGCACGGCAACUACGCGGUGUACCAGGAAUCUUCAACUUUUUAUUUCCUUCAUUCGGACUACGUGGACGCACUGGACGUGGGGAUGAAUCGGAGCGGUUCUCGCAAGUGCGUCCUCGCCGAAGUGAUCGACAAGGAGUACUGUCACGCCAGAAAGCACGAAAAUCGGUACCACGUACCACGUGGCACGAAAUUUUACAGAGUGCGCGUUAAGCCACGAGAUGUACGCGCGCUGACAGACGAGACAGGUUCAAUGUCGAAGAGUCAACUACCGUAAUUUUACGUUCAGACUGUGCCGAGAAUCCCUUGAUUCUUGCCUAGUACAAGCGCUGUGAUCGAGGGUUUGCGUCGGCAGGCCGCG
This is a messenger RNA of Wasmannia auropunctata (little fire ant), 6290 nucleotides long. RefSeq names its product RB1-inducible coiled-coil protein 1 (gene Atg17). Lineage: Eukaryota; Metazoa; Arthropoda; Insecta; Hymenoptera; Formicidae. Gene Ontology annotation, cellular component: phagophore assembly site membrane; extrinsic component of membrane; Atg1/ULK1 kinase complex. Bases 1809 to 6206 code for a protein of 1465 amino acids. Gene Ontology annotation, biological process: autophagosome assembly; reticulophagy; positive regulation of protein phosphorylation. The transcript is spliced from 10 exons. The record is from RefSeq and is a predicted model, not a curated record. Gene Ontology annotation, molecular function: protein kinase binding; molecular adaptor activity.